AUGGGCGACGCGGAGCACUCUGAACUGAACUUUCAUGCUCAAGACUCCACGGUCUCUCAGUUGAACGCGGUGAGAUGGAAAGCAUUUCACGCUCGCCACAGCGAGGUCGAAUUUGUUUGGCUACAGUUCUUACUUUUCGAGGGUUCAAUUCGAAUGAGAAUGAUACCUGUAGCGUAUUUCUCCAGAAUGAUUGACGAGAACCGAAACUUGAGCCUUUCAUCCGCCCAUCUUCAUCUCCUCCGCAAUGACCAUGUUACCGAUGCGGCAGCACCUACUGGCACGAUGUACUUGGCGCCAGAUAUUUCCACUGCAUUUGUCCCCCCUCGCGAUAGUUCACGAGCUCAUAUCCUUGCAAAUAUUGUCAAUCAGAACCAGACUCCACGACCAGAGUGCUUGCGUACGAAGCUGCUAAAUCUAUCCGACUUUUUGUUUCAUCCGCACGGCUUUGACAUUCUAGUCGGGUACGAAGUCGAAGUUAUCUUCUUCAACACAGAAGACAAGGACGGCAAAGAGCCUUUAUCGAGUCACAAGCUAUGUGGGAUGAUAUCUGGUAUGCGGCCUAUAUUGUCUAUGGUGGAAGCGAUUGUGAGGACGUUGAAUGAGGAACAAAUUUUGCUUGAACAAUAUCAUGCAGAGAUGACUCCCGGACAGUGGGAAUUUGUACUCCAACCCCAAAGUCCGCUGGAAGCUGUAGAUACCCUUACAAAAGCCCGUGAAAUUAUCGCCAACAUUGCAAAUGACCAUGGAUACCGCGCAACACUGCAUCCCCGACCAUUCCCUGAGCAUGGCGGUUCAGGGGCACACUUGCACCUCUCCGUGAACUCUUCAACCACUUCAAGCCCUGAAGACACAGACCCAUUCUUUGCGGGAAUUAUCGAUCACUUUCCAUCUUUGAUGGCUUUCUGUCUUCCGCUUGAUAUCUGCUAUGAGAGGGUAGCCACUGGAAUCUGGAGCGGCGGGGAGUACAUUAGUUGGGGCUGGGAGAACAAAGAGACCCCGUUGCGACGAGUCGCCAACAAUCGCUUUGAGCUUAAACUGCACUGUGGCUUGGCCAAUCCAUAUGCUUCUCUGGCCGCCAUCCUCGCUGCAGGCAUUGAUGGUCUGAACAAAGGUCUCCCGCUCACCGGAGGAGACUGUCAAAUCUCCCCGACAUACAUGUCCGAAGAGCAACGGGCCAAGCUCAGCAUCCGUCCAGUUCCUCGAAAUUUGCAGCAAAGCGUUGAACACCUGAUUGAAGAUAGAGGGCUGCAGAAGAUUUUGGGUGAACAAUACACAGCAACAUACAUUAGUGUCGCAACUGAAUGGAAUCGGCAGCUAAACAAUAUGGAUCCCAAAAGUCAGCGAAGGAUACUUCUGGAAAACUACUAG
Penicillium daleae is the source of this 1368-nucleotide messenger RNA. RefSeq names its product FluG family protein. The transcript has a single exon. The coding region runs from base 1 to 1368 and encodes 455 amino acids. Gene Ontology annotation, molecular function: glutamine synthetase activity. NCBI's taxonomy places the organism in Eukaryota, Fungi, Ascomycota, Eurotiomycetes, Eurotiales, Aspergillaceae. The record is from RefSeq and is a predicted model, not a curated record.